AUGGCGUCCACUCCGGCAUUAUUCACGGCCUCGCGGACCCAGACGCUGACCUACCUGCUGGCCGUCUGCCCGUUCUCCAUCGCUUUCCUCGUAUUCGUCAACUCAUCCGUCUCCUUCGUGGUAACUGAUCUAAUUGGGAUCCAUGACGGCGAGGGAGAUGCAGUGGGCACGCUGGGGUUUUCAGACGAAUUGCUUGCGCUGGUUGCUUGUCCGCUUUGGGGCGUUCUCUCCGAUCGUAUUGGCGUUCGUCAUGUCUGCACGGCUGGUUAUUUUAUUAUAGCGCUCUCGCUGGUCCUUUUCGUGCAGGCUACGAAUGUUUAUCCGCAGCUUCUGCUGGGGAGAUUACUCUUUAGUGUCGGGGGCUCUGCGGUAUCAACGAUGGUGACCGCAGUCCUGCCUGCAGUUACUGGAAAAUCACUCAAAUCUGAAGCGUAUAGAGCUUCAAUGCCCUCUGAUUUAGCCACCGCGCCAAACCGGGUCAACCCCGAACAGGGUGACUCCAAUGUCACCCCGUCUUCUCCUUCUGCUCGGCUGUCUGGGUUUGUCGGCAUGUUUGCCGGCUGUGGUGCUCUUGUGUCUCUGGCGGCAUUUCUCCCUCUUCCAGCUCGGUUUGAGGAACUGGGUCUCUCACCGUCACAGUCUAUUCAGCUCAGUUAUUACUUGGUCGCCGUUGUGGCCCUUUUAAUCAGUCUCAGCUGCUUCGUUGGUCUUCGAGGCCUUCCGGGAGAGGACGGAAAAAGCUGGAGCGUUUUGUGGAAGCCAUCACAACAGUCAUCCUCGUCAGCAUCAGACAAUGAUCAAUUUGCGAACGAACCGACCCGGCUCCCAUACUGGAAGCAAUUGACGACGGCGCUCCUCUUGGGAUUCCGAAAUCGCAGUAUUGCCCUUGGUUACAUUGGAGGGUUUGUCGCCCGAGCAUCCUCUGUGGGUAUUUCCUUGUUCAUUCCUCUGGCCGUCAAUCACUACUUCCGAGCAUCAGGUCUAUGUGACGAACAGCUUGAACCGGGGCCCGGUUCAAGAUUGGGAGAUAUCAAAAGACUCUGUCCGCGUGCAUACAUCCUCGCUUCGAUUCUGACCGGCGCAUCUCAAUUGGUCGCGUUGAUCGCAGCACCUUUGUUUGGAUUCUUAACCGAAAGAUCCCGACGCUACAAUUUCCCGCUUCUCUUUGCUGCCCUGGUGGGUGUUGUGGGCUAUCUGGUCUUUGCGAUGCUCCCAAGCCCUCAGUACAAAGGCCCCGACGGCAAUGCAGGCGUGUUUGUGGUGAUGGCCCUAAUCGGGAUCAGCCAGAUAGGAGCUAUCGUUUGUAGUCUAGCCGUGCUCAGCAAUGGCAUUCUUCGUGUCAGCACUGACGACGAGACAUUGCGCCAGAUUUAUGCCCGACCAGAUGAUGACGGUCAUCCAGAGCCCGACGAGAACCAACCUCUGCUUUCGGCCUCUGUAGACCAGCAACUGCAGCAUCUGUCAAACCUGAAGGGAUCCAUCGCGGGGGUCUAUUCGCUGUAUGGAGGGGCAGGAAUCCUGCUGCUCACCAAAUUGGGCGGGCUGCUGUUUGAUGUGUUGUCGUCGGGCACCCCAUUCUAUAUUAUGGCGGGGUUCAACGGGAUCCUACUGCUGACGGGCAUUGUGUGCGGCGUGAUGAAUCAUUUUUGGUGA
This is a messenger RNA of Penicillium lagena, 1653 nucleotides long. Its product is annotated as putative MFS transporter. NCBI's taxonomy places the organism in Eukaryota, Fungi, Ascomycota, Eurotiomycetes, Eurotiales, Aspergillaceae. The transcript has 2 exons. The record is from RefSeq and is a predicted model, not a curated record. Gene Ontology annotation, biological process: transmembrane transport. Gene Ontology annotation, molecular function: transmembrane transporter activity. The coding region runs from base 1 to 1653 and encodes 550 amino acids.